This is a messenger RNA of Oreochromis niloticus (Nile tilapia), 6894 nucleotides long. RefSeq names its product myocardin related transcription factor Ba (gene mrtfba). NCBI's taxonomy places the organism in Eukaryota, Metazoa, Chordata, Actinopteri, Cichliformes, Cichlidae. Gene Ontology annotation, molecular function: transcription coactivator activity. Gene Ontology annotation, biological process: positive regulation of transcription by RNA polymerase II; smooth muscle cell differentiation. Gene Ontology annotation, cellular component: nucleus. The coding region runs from base 359 to 3568 and encodes 1069 amino acids. The transcript is spliced from 17 exons. The record is from RefSeq and is a predicted model, not a curated record.
CCGACAACGUCAUUACGUCACUCUGCAUCCGAACCUAGACCAGUCGCAGCCAUUUUAGUCCGCGAAAUAAACUUCAAUCUCAGAGCUAGACGAAUAAAAAACUGAAUACUUAGCAUAAUUCCGUUGACGCAAUUUGGAUACCUCGUUGCGGACCACGGCUCGGAUGGAUUCGCUUUUGAAGUCGUCACAUUUGGAUUCGACUCAAUGGCUUAGUGUGACUCUUCACAGCAACUAGCCAAGACUUCUUUCUCCGUCCCUUGUCUGCUGCUUCCUCAGGUAGCAGGGAGACAUUACACACAGGGACGGUGACCCGUUGGUUGCUUGCCUCAGAGCCUCCCCAACCCCCUUCUGAGGCAGGAUGGAGCCCCAGGCUUCCCAGAGGCAGUUAGGAGCAGAGGGGGAUUGUGAGAUGUCAAAUCUACUGGUGCCCAGUCCCCAGAGCGAGGCUGUGACCCAUGAGAUGGAGGAGCUGUCGCUGCAGCCCACACAGAGCCUGCCUCCGCUCAGUGAACGCAAAAAUGUGCUGCAGCUGAGACUCCAGCAGAGGCGAACCCGGGAGCAGCUGGUGGAGCAGGGCAUUAUGCCACCUUUGAAGAGUCCGGCAGCUUUCCACGGGCAGAUUCGCAGCUUGGAGAGAGCCCGGACUGAGAAUUUUCUCAAACAUAAGAUCCGCAGUCGUCCAGAAAGAGCAGAGCUGGUCAGGAUGCACAUCCUGCAAGAGACCGGAGCAGAACCUUCACUACAGGCCACUCAGAUGAAGCUGAAGAGAGCCCGACUAGCAGACAACCUCAACGAGAAGAUCGCCCAGCGACCGGGCCCAAUGGAGCUGGUGGAGAAAAACAUUUUGCCGGUGGAUUCCAGCGUUAAACAAGCCAUCAUCGUGGGCCAGGUGAAUUAUCCCAAGGUUCUUGAGGAAGACAGCAACGAUGCUUUGUCCCCGGAGCAACCGGCCAGCCAGGAGUCCCAGAGCUCUGUGCCCUCACCGGUGGAGAGCAGAGGACCCGAGACGCCCUCUCCAGUAGCACUGCCCAGCACCAUCCUGCAGCCCCUCCCAACAACAGACUUCAUGAAAGUAAUCGCCACCAAUGAGCCGCCUGCCAGCCACCCAGCUGUCACCCUCACUCAUCCAGUCGCUACAGUUGUACCUCCAAAACCAGGCCCAACACUGGUGAAACAAAGUCAGCAGAAAGCUCCCUCAGAGAAGAGUCGCAGUAAGAAGGGCAAGGAGCCGAAGCCGAGGGUGAAAAAGCUCAAGUACCACCAGUAUGUUCCCCCAGACCAGAAGCAGGAGGCCAGCGAAGCACCUAUGGACUCCUCAUACGCCCGCUUACUGCAGCAACAGCAGCUGUUUCUCCAGCUGCAGAUCCUCAGCCAGCAGCAGCAGCAUUACAACUACCAAACUAUAUUACCAGCACCACUCAAACCUGUGGCAGAGGGUCAGAAUAACGGUGGGAGCACACUGCCAACUUCUAUUGUGGUGUCUUUGCCCACUGCACCUCCCCCUGCUGCUCUGCCUUCAGCAUCGGCCCGGCAAAACAACUCACUGUCCAACCGCAAACCCGGUGUCCUGCCUGCCAACCUGGAGGAGAUGAAGGUGGCCGAGCUGAAACUAGAGCUGAAGCUUCGUGGCCUCCCAGUGUCGGGAACAAAGACAGAUCUGAUAGAAAGACUGAAGCCUUUCCAGGACAAUCCCAGCACCACUGCUGCCAGCAUUCCCACUCCUGCCACUACUACCCUAUCUGCCAUCCCCAUGGAGGUUACCACAACUACCACGCCUGGUGUAGUCCCAGUCCAGCAGGUGGCUCCAGAGAGCAUGAGCUCUACACCGCCUGUCUCACCUGUUCCUUUUGAUCUCUCCACCCUCCAGCAGGAUGUAGGUAUGUCUGAGGGUCCGUCUGAAAUUCAAAUGCUGACCUCGGUAGGGCAACAGUCCUCACCGUCUUUCAAAGUCCCAGAGGAAAAGGACAGAAGGCUCCACGAGAAGGAGCGGCAGAUAGAAGAGCUGAUGAGGAAGCUGGAGCAGGAGCAGAAGCUGGUGGAGGAGCUGAAGAUGCAACUGGAAGUGGAGAAGAGAGGUCAGGGUGACUCUGCCUCUAUGUCCCCAAAGAUCGCUCCGGGAGCUGCUGUGAACUCUGUUCCUCCUGUCCUCAACUCUAACCUGGUGAAAGUCGAAGGUGCAGUCCCGUCAAACUGUUCAUCGACCGCUGCUGCCAUCCCAAGCUCAAUCCUGGGUUCACAGGCACUCUCAGCACCCGUGCCAGGAGUGGUGAAGUUGGAGGAUGUGACUGUUUCUUCUGGCAAGCCGCUGCAGACCCAAACCAAGCUCAUCACACAAAUCCAGGCCUCAGGUCAGCCUCAAAUAACCAGCAGCCCACAGCUCCUCUCGCAGUCCCAGAAAAGUCCCAAACUCCAGGCCCAGCCACAGUCCCAGCCCGCACCCCCCAGUCUGCAGCAGUUCUUCAUCAGCCACUCGGGUGGUGUUUCCCAGGUGUUGGGUCAGCCUCAGACUUUGUUGACAGCAACUGGCCAAGCUGGAACCCAGAUCCUCCUUCCAGUCUCACUGCCCAACAGCGCUACUGCAAUCCAGCUGCCAAGCACCACCGUCAGCCUGCAGCCUGUUCUCCAGGCCACAGUCUCAAACCCAGGCCUGGUCCAUUCCUCAGUCCCUCAGCUGCAGACCACCAAGAUGGAGAUGGCGCCCAGCCAGCAGCCGCUGCUACAAACUCUGACUAUGUGCAAUAACACUGCUGGCUUGGAGAACCAGAGUAGACCUGAGAUGAAUCCCCAGUGCUUUCUGAGAAGCUCCCCAGAGAAUAAGCUCUCUCCACGAGCAUCACCCAACCAUCAAAUCUCCAACGGGCCCCUCAAUAAGCCUUCUUCUCCUCAGCCCACCUUCAUCCUCCAGCCCACCUCCCUGGUUCCCCAGCCUCCUAAGACCAGAGAGCCUCCCCGCUAUGAGGAGGCCAUCAAACAGAGCCGCAGUCUUCACAUCAACAACGUUUCACAGGUUCCCACAGCAACCAGCCAGCAAAUGGACGACCUGUUUGACAUCCUUAUAGAGAGCGGAGAAAUCACUCCAUUUAUCCAGCAGAACUCGCCGGUGUCUCACCCCAAGACUCUCCCUGUCACAGCCAGCAUCACCACCCUUCCAGUCAACACCGUCCUAUCCAGACCGCCGCCGCAGGUCCAGGUAGCCCCUCCUCCCACACUUGUGAACCCGUGCUUGCCCGGUCUCUCGUCCCUGGCCACAGACAAUCAGCUGGAAGCCUUUCUAGAGGGGACGCUGGCCGAGACGCCGUCUGCGUCAGACCCUCGCACGCAGGGCCUGAUGGCGGAGCUGCAGGCCCAGCUCAUGGAGCAGCAGCCCUUCUCACCCAUGGACACAUCAGAGCUGUCUUUCUGCGAUUCCUCCUCGCCCCCGUCCUCACUCAACAUGGGCCUGUCAGACCCGGCCCUGGACAACAUGGAGUGGCUGGACCUCACCAUGCCACCGGCUCCUGGCGGCAUGCUUACACCACUGGGGAUCCCAGCGGACUUCCUGGAUACACAUGACCUGCACUGGGACUGAUGGAGGCUUGGAUGAUGAAGAUGGAGAAGUGUGAAAGAUGGAUGGAUGGAUGAAGGGAAGGCUGCAGAGAUCUUAAAUAAAAAAAGAAUAGUAAUAAUAAUACAUAAAAGGAGAAAACAUGGCCUUUAAGUGCCAUACCACUCUUACCAGUACAUCCAUACCAUCUGUAAUAUUCCCACUACUCUAGAGGAAGAGAGGCUGAUCCAAGCAGAACUACAAGCAGGAGUUUGCACAGCUAUAGGAGAGAGUCCUGUAACGGCUCAGCGGCCAGGAAAGCGUCCGCCGCAAGGUGACUGCGGUCACGCUGCGCUGCAAUAAAGGGAUUUUUAAUCAGAAUAGACUUUUUAGUAUCUGAUGUCAUGAUUUUAGCAAUCAUAAACAGAGCCAAGGAGACAGAGCCAAAUGCUGAAUGGAAGAACAGACUGUUUGUAAAUAGUUUAAACCACACUAAGAAAACUGAGCUGAGGGGAUCAUUUCUAGUAGAGGUAGAGGAAACUGCAUCUGUUUUACUCAUCGUGAUAGAUCAACGUGUCAGACAGUUCCUGAAGGUCUGAUAUGAAUUACACUCGUGAAUGCUGUCACAUGCUAGGUUAGAAAAGCUGGUGAUUACAACAUGACUGGAGGCUCAGACUAAAGUAAAAGGAGACUUGAUUCUCUAUAACGACGCACCCGAUGCUAAGCCUGGGGUUAUACACUCAGCUAGCUGCCAGACUGAGGAGUGAAGGAAUGUCUGAUUGAAGUCGAGCCUCUGUUCACACUGCUCCGUGAUUUGUUUGUAACAGAUGUGACUGUUUUCUCCUGACCUAUCGAUGACUCCCAUCAGUCAAGCUGAUCAACCAAUGACUCUAAAGAACAACACGACGAGAGGAGGAGGCGGUGGCUCCUCCCAUCGACGUGAGAGCUAUGCACUAAAGAGGCGCACAAAUCUGACGACGCGCCUCGCUGACCUCAGAACAAGGAAAUGUGAACACUGCAUAUCCAAGGCGAUCGUCACGACCGUGACAUAAGAUCACGUUGCCACUGGCUGCGCAGAUACUGCAGUUGUCCAAGUCGCAUAUUUUGAAUGUACUUUUAAAAAUAUCAAAAAGUGGGACUUAACUCUAAAAAAAAGUUGGCAGCUUUUUUUUUUUCCUUCUUCUUCUGAUUAGCAAAACAGGAAAGGGAACAAGUAUCAAUUUGCAGACACACAUCUGUAAUAGGUGUGCUGCCAGUUAUCGGAAGAUGUCUUUGAGCUUUAAAUCUGGGUGUCCCGCAGUAUGCCUGCACUUUGUGUGUGUGAGACAGGAGAGGAAAUUGUUCUAGUUUUUAAAAAAGAGAUGGGUUGCUUUGGUUCACAAGCCUUUUCAAUACGGGAUCGACUGCUGAUUGGAGGAAUCCGAACACUCUAAAGUAAUAUUCAGCUAUUUUAAGAAGAGGCGAUACAUCAGCUGCUGUGGCUUGUAGACAAAGUCAGUUUCCAGGCAGUGUGUGAGAGAAGCAUGCCUGUGUGUGUGUGUGUGUGUGUGUGUUUGUUUGUCUUUGUCUUUCCGUCUCUUGCAUGUUACAGCCGUGUCACCGUGUGCAUGAUCGUACUCGCGUUUGGCCUCUGGCUGCUUCAAACUCGGCUGCCGCCCUGAAGUUGUCUAAAGGAAUUUGCAAAACCUCUCCCAACUCCAAUCAUUUGCAACCUGCUUUGCAUAUUCCAAAUUUGUCUCUUCGUAAGGCUCCCGAUGACUGUUUUACUGUUUUUUCUUUUAUCUGUGUCGUUCAUUUGGAGUCCUAAAGUUUAAAAAAGAGAAACGCAGACACCUUUACAGUGUGAUGCACAGCAGGAAGUAGUCAGUGAAGGCGGCUUUUUAAUUGAAGGCAUCAAAGUUCACUCACCUGAAUAUUAAUUCUUUGUAUUUGUUUAUGUUUUCGGGACAGAUGCAGUGUAACUGUGUGGGACUUUUUUUUUAUAUAAGACUUUCUUUUUUAUUCUUCUUUUUAUAUCAGUCAGUGAAAUCACGUUUACAUUUUAACCACUUUAUCCUGUUAUUAUGGUCGUAGGCACUAGAGGGCGAUGUUUCACUUCUUUUGUGGCUUCACGGCACAUCUUCAACAGCAGCUUUUGAUACUUCAGGGUAACAGAAACAGGAAAAACUAGCAAAUUAGGCAAAAAUGUUUAGAUUUUUUUGCCUGUGAAAGGCGUGAUGUGGAGGCCAGAGCGGACUCUGUCCACCACCUGAUCAGGCCAGGACUCGCGGAUUUGCUGGGAUCCCAAACGAAAAGAGAAACGCCAAAUGCUGCACACCUUCUCAGCUUCUGCUGUUUCGUCUUUCAGCUUGUUUUGGCAAACUCUCGUCAAGCCCGCGCUCCUUCAGAGAUGAUCUCGUCCUCUCGUUUACCUCCGCUUUGUGGAGCGCACUGCGUCGCGUAAGACGUAAGGUGAAAGUCACUAGCUGAUUCAUGUUCAACACAUUUUUCCUCCUUCUGAUUGUCAGCGUUAAAGGCUGUCUCAUUUUUUUAUUUUUUUGUAUCUCUUUUCUCUUGAAGUAAAAGAUUAAACAUUUAAUCUUGUUUUAUGUGUAUUUUUUUUUUUUCUAAGACAAAAUCUUUCAUAUCAGAUAAACAUAAAUCUCUUUGCUGCAGUAAAUCUACACGUUUGUGAUGCGACACAACUCCCAGCUCGCUAUUAUGGCUGCUGACUAGCCCAGGCAAGGACAGCUAAAAGCAAUAAUAGCUGCUCUCCCUCGAUGUAUGCUGUACUGUAUGUCAGAUCCUGCCUUGAUUUUAUUCGUGUAAGAGCCUUUACUACAGAGUAAUACAGUUCAGACGCACUUCAUUAUCCAGGAGGGGGAGGGAGGGAGGGAGGGGGGGUGUCAGGAUUUAAAUAACUCAUUUUUCUCGUGGAAGAAUUCCUGCAGGUUUUCUGAACAUUGCUGUUUGCUUGUUAGACUUCAGCUGCCUGCUCCUGCUCGUCGUUAUUCACCUGCUCUGUUUAUCAUCCUGUGAACACUGUAUAUUUGUUGGUGGAACAAAGCUCUGUGGAGGAUAUUUAAUUUACAAAUGAGGCACUGAGAGGCGCCAUCCUCAAUCGCAGAUUGACGCUGAAAGGUUAAAAACAAAGGCUUCGCAUUGUUAGUAGUUCCAGAGUCCCCUCUCUUUAUCGCCGCCUCCCAUGCCAUGCCUCUUGUUGUUUGUAACGCCAUAUGUUUUGCACAUUGUGUACAUAUUUAUAUAGAUGUAAUGCAUAUUUUUAUACAUGUGUAACAUCCAUGGGCUCUCUAUUUUGUAAAUACUCAAAAAGAUGUAUAUAAGUACUGUAUGCUUUUAUGUGUCAAUAAAAAUUUGGUGUACUGUGAAAA